This is a messenger RNA of Magallana angulata, 380 nucleotides long. Its product is annotated as 40S ribosomal protein S21-like. NCBI's taxonomy places the organism in Eukaryota, Metazoa, Mollusca, Bivalvia, Ostreida, Ostreidae. Gene Ontology annotation, biological process: translation; endonucleolytic cleavage to generate mature 3'-end of SSU-rRNA from (SSU-rRNA, 5.8S rRNA, LSU-rRNA); endonucleolytic cleavage in ITS1 to separate SSU-rRNA from 5.8S rRNA and LSU-rRNA from tricistronic rRNA transcript (SSU-rRNA, 5.8S rRNA, LSU-rRNA). The transcript has 6 exons. Gene Ontology annotation, cellular component: ribosome; cytosolic small ribosomal subunit. Gene Ontology annotation, molecular function: structural constituent of ribosome. The coding region runs from base 74 to 325 and encodes 83 amino acids. The record is from RefSeq and is a predicted model, not a curated record.
GUCGUGUGUAUUUAUUUUGUCACUCUCUCUGUGUCAGUUUUUGAAGCUUAAAUAGUUAUAAUAAGUUGACAACAUGCAGAACGAAACUGGAGAGUUUGUGGAUAUGUACAUCCCAAGAAAAUGCUCUGCAAGUAACAGAAUUAUUGCUGCAAAGGACCAUGCUUCUAUCCAGAUCAACAUCGCUGAUGUGGAUCCCACCACUGGACGCAUGACUGGAUCCAACACAACAUAUGCCAUCUGUGGAAAUAUCAGGCGAAUGGGAGAAUCAGAUGACUCCUUGAUCAGACUGGCUAAAAGAGAUCACCUCAUAGCUCAGAACUUCUGAAGAUGUAGUGAAAUGUGUUACUUUUAAGAAUAAUAAACACUUACACAACAUCAAA